This is a messenger RNA of Malaclemys terrapin pileata, 3642 nucleotides long. It is a transcript of the gene LIN52, whose product is annotated as lin-52 DREAM MuvB core complex component. Gene Ontology annotation, cellular component: DRM complex. The record is from RefSeq and is a predicted model, not a curated record. Bases 2455 to 3627 code for a protein of 390 amino acids. NCBI's taxonomy places the organism in Eukaryota, Metazoa, Chordata, Testudines, Emydidae. The transcript is spliced from 2 exons. Gene Ontology annotation, biological process: regulation of DNA-templated transcription.
GGCAGUGGCGUGCACCGGGGCCAGGAUAGGCUCCCUGCAUGCCUGCCCUGUCCCCGGCCCCGCGCCGCUCCAGAAAGCGCUGCGGCCCCCGGGGGACGGGGAGUGGAGGGCUAUGUGUGUGCUGCCCUUGCCGCACCUCCAGGUACCUCGCCCGAAGCUCCCAUUGGCUGCAGUUCCCCAUUCCUGGCCAAUGGGAGCUGCAAUGGGCAGUGCCUGGAGGAAAGGGCAACGCACACGGAGCCCUCUGCUCCCCCGCCCAGGGGCCGGUGCUGAGAGUGGUGCUGGGCCCGCAGCACCACGGGGGGCAAUCCCGCAGGCUGGAUCCAAAGCUCCAAGGGACUGUGGCUGGCCCGCAGGCCAUAGUUUGUUCACCCCGGUAUAGUCCAGAGUCCAGAGGUUUGGGCAGGAAAGAGGCUGGAGCAAGAUAGAGGCAAAAUGGAGGUGUUUCCAGGGCCUUUUAUAUCUUCUGCCAUGUGGAGGGAAACCCACUGUUUUAAACAAAAAACUCAGCACAGCUAGUGGAAAAUUACAGGUGACAAGAUAGUGUUUGGAGUCACAUGGGCAAGUCACAUGUCCAUGCAUGAAGGUUUGGACACAGUAGAAGCUAUUACCUAUACCUCAAACAAUACAUUUACAGGACAGUCCAUUCAGUGUAGAUGGGCGUCUCCCAUGGUCCAUUGUCAGUCAAGUGUUUCUUGAUGAGCCACUUAAUUUGAAUAGUCCCUCCAAGAUGUGCUGGCUAACUACCUUAUGGGCGUUACCCCAGGAGCAAACAUUUGAAAUCCAGGUAUAGAUUAUUCAUAACAUCAAAUAAAAAAAUGAUACAUGCAUACAGAUAGCAUAAUCAUAACUCGCAAAUCAUAACCUUUUAAUGGACAACCUUGCAUGCCACAUUUUGUACAAGAUUUGUUGCAAAUAUAUAACAGUGGUUGCAACUAUAUAGUCAUAUUUUAAUCAGAUAACAUCACACCCUGUUAGAUCAGCUUUCAGAUGAACCGAGAAAGGAGGGGAAGUGCAUCAUGUCUGAGCUUCAGAUGGUGGCCAAGCCCACUUUCUAUGUUGUGGUUGAGGCUUCUGAUACAGCUGCCAGGUCUGUGAUUAUUCUGUGUUGAUCCUCCUAGCUGAUGAACUCCAGUUUGCUAUGGGAGGCUCUGACCAAAGUAAAGGACUUCCUGUGUGGGGGACCCAAUUUGUUAAUGAAAGGACAUAGGAUAUCUUGAAGAAGGUAAAAGUCUAUUGGGCAACACUCAGGUCUCUGGGUCUCUGCAUGCCUUUAGUUAGAAGCACAUCCACUUCCUUUGGGAUCCAAAGCUCUUCCCAACUUCCAGGGGAUCAGGAGUCUACCCAAAGCCACUCUUCUUUCAGGCAGAAGUCCAAACAUUCCUGCCAACUGUCUGUCCAUGCUUCAUUGGGAGCUCAUCUGCUGCACCAAGCUCCAAGCAGAUAGUUUGAUAGGACACUCAAGAACUUCCAUCUAGUGUCUUGUCUCAGAGCCAUGGUGAGAUUCUUCACCCAGAUUGAAGUCUCUCAGACUCGAUUGUUCAGGAUGCUAGAUCAAGAGGGUCCUGCUGAGGACUAAAAGACACUACUGGAAAGAAAGAAACCUUUAACCAGGGAAACUUGCCUAAUGAACAUGCAAUGCUAUUACAUAGGGCUGUCUGCACCCCUUUACACAGCAUUGCUUCCUAAGUUUGACCCCCUAGAUCAGAUGAGUCAUAUAGCCAAGUUAAUAUGAAGUCACUUUUAACUAACAUUGCUCAAGCUCACAUCCUGCAGGGUCAGUACUGCUUGUUAACUUCCGAAGAGAGAGGAUCCUUAUGGGCAAUUCUUGAAGGAGGAAAAAAAAGGUUAUUUUGACUUUCUGAGAUGAUUGCCAAUACAGAUCAGAACAACCCACCUGGCUUCCCAGCUUCUUCAGAGUCUUAGGUUAAGGAUUCCUAAAUCAGUGGCAGGAACUAGAGGCUGUUGGGAUCGCGGUUGGGACCCACUUUCAUGCCCAGAAAAAACAGAAAUGGAGUGAGUAGCUCUAGCACACAACACUUGCUAGAAGUUUCCAGGGGUGUUGAGCCAUGUAGGCAAUCCUCCCAAAGAAACACGGUUACUAAGGCCUGGUCUACACUACGAGUUUAGGUCGAAUUUAGCAGCGUUAAAUCGAAUUAAGCCUGGACACGUCCACACGACGAAGCCCUUUCUUUCGACUUAAAGGGCCCUUUAAACCGGUUUCUUUACUCCACCUCCGACGAGGGGAUUAGUGCUGAAAUCGGCCUUUGCGGGUUGGAUUUGGGGUAGUGUGGACAGAAUUCGACGUUAUUGGCCUCCAGGAGCUAUCCCACAGUGCUUCAUUGUGACCGCUCUGGACAGCACUCUCAACUCAGAUGCACUGACCAGGUAGACAGGAAAAGCCCUGCAAACUUUUGAAUUUCAUUUCCUGUUUGCCCAGCGAGGAGAGCACAGAUGACCAUGCAGAGCUCAUCAGCACAGGUAACCGUGAUGGAGUCCCAGGAUCUCAAAAGAGCUCCAGCAUGGACCAAAUGGGAGGUACGGGAUCUGCUCACCAUAUGGGGAGACGAAUCAGUGCUAGCUGAACUCCGUAGCAGUAAUGGCAAAAUAUUAGAAAAAGUCUCAAAGGCCAUGAAGGACAGAGGCCAUAACAGGGUCGCACAGCAGUGCCGCGUGAAAAUUAAGGAGCUAAGGCAAGCCUACCACAAAGCCAGAGAGGCAAACGGAAGGUCCGGGGCAGAGCCGCAAACAUGCCGCUUCUACGCAAAUCUGCAUGCCAUGCUAGGGGGUGCAGCCACCACUACCCCAAGCGUCUGCUUUGACUCCAUCAAUGGAGAAUCACGCAACAGGGAAGCGGGUUCGGGAUACGAGGAAGAUGAUGAUGAAGACAAUGAAGAUAGCUCACAGCAAGGAAGUAGAGAAACCGGUUUCCCCAACAGCCAGGAUAUGUUUAUCACCCUGGACCUGAAACCAGUAACCCCCCAAGGUGUGCUCCCAGACCCUGAGGGCACACAAGGGACCUCUGCUGCAAAUGUUUCUCCUUUGCAGAGGCUAGUGAAGAUUAGAAGGAGAAAAUGGCGGACUCGGGAUGAUAUGUUCUCAGAGCUCCAGAUGUCCUCCCACGCUGACAGAGCACAGCAGAAUGCGUGGAGGCAGUCAAUAUCAGAGUGCAAAAAAGCACAAUAUGAACGAGAGGAGAGGUGGCGGGCUGAAUCGCAGGCUGAAGAGAGCAAGUGGUGGGCUAAAGAGGAUAGGUGGCGUCAGCUUGCAGACAGAAGGCAAGAGUCGAUGCUCCGGCUGCUGGAACAUCAAACUGAAAUGCUCCAGCGUAUGGUUGAGCUGCAGGAAAGGCAGCAGGAGCAGAGACCACCACUACAGUCCCUGUGUAACCAACAGUCCUCCUCCCCAAGUUCCAUAGCCUCCUCACCCAGACGCCCAAGAACACAAUGGGGGGGCCUCCGGCCACGCUGCCACGCCACUCCACCCCAGAUGAUUGCCCAAGCAUCAGAAGGCUGGCCUUCAAUAAGGGUUAAAGUUUUACACUGCAGUGUGUCCUUUUCCUUCCCUCCUUCCCCACCCCUCCCGGGCUACCUUGACAGUUAUCCCCCUAGUUGUGUGAUGAGUUAAUAAAGAAUGCAUGAA